GCGCAUGACGGCGAGAUGGCGCAGCUGCAGACCACGGGGGAAGUGCAGCGAAAGCCGUUGGAGAAGGCUACAGCUCGCUUACAAGGGCGCUGGAAUGGGGAAGACAGUCCCAGAAAGCGUCCCCGUGUCUAGUGGGUAUCAGCUCCCAGACACACUGGAGAGGGUUAGGCGACAGAGGCAUCGAUGACGGUCACCACCACAGUAAAGGAUGGAAGAGCGGGGCAUGAUCUUGUAUGGGUGUCUAUUGGACAAAACAUGCAACAAGGCGUAUAUGCUUUUAUAUCUCUACAUUUCCAGCUGGCGGUCCUAGGAAACAUUCUAGGUGAAAGCUACCUAAGCAUGCUGGCAAGCGACACAGGUAUACAUGGUUUUGUAUUUUCUUCUAAAUUUUCAAUACACUUGCAAUCUAUAGCUAUUUUCGAUUCUCAUACUCUGUUUUGGCAUCCGCACUGCACUGAUGUCUAUCUUGGGCCCAUCUACCUACUUUACCUCGCCCCAGCACAGACCCAGAAAGCAACCGGUCGACCGCGGUCUUGGAUGCCCCAAUACCAGCGCCCUCCUAUUACUGGACCCGACAAAUCUUUCUGCCACCCACGCACUGCAAUAUUGUAUACCGCGGGCAAGCUCAACGACGCCGACGCUCGUAGGCACAUUCCAGUACCACGGCCUACCUAUUCCCCGGCGUCAGCCACUGCUCUAUCUCGAACGACAGUGCUAUACACGGCUAGUCAUGGCAACAUGGACCCUAUGGGUCAAUCUCGACCGGCGCCGAGGACGCCUCACCUCUUCCAAUGGCCGCGGUCGAGGCCAUGCCUCCGUCCCUAACAACAAUGUUAUAGACGGCCGACCGUACCAUAGUUACCAACGUUCACGGGGAUGACAACCUUGAGAUGUCCGACCACCACCACCACCCACAGCGUUUUAUGGGACGGCCGCAACUUAGUCCCCCUCCUCUCCUGUCGCAAGCUCGCCCACAUCCCACGGCCGACCGGCCGCGUCGUCCUCGUCCUCGUCUCCUCAGUCCUCAAGUUAAUGUCGACGAGCUGAAGGAGAGUCCGGUCACUGAACUGCCGCAUCUGUCGUCCCGUUCCUCCCACCGGGAGUGGAAUAUAUUUCUGUUUUCGUCUAGGGGAUGGGAUUAUCGGACCGUGAAAAGAGGGAAUAGUCAGCAACAA
Paraphaeosphaeria sporulosa is the source of this 1175-nucleotide messenger RNA. RefSeq lists its product as uncharacterized. The record is from RefSeq and is a predicted model, not a curated record. The transcript has a single exon. Lineage: Eukaryota; Fungi; Ascomycota; Dothideomycetes; Pleosporales; Didymosphaeriaceae. The coding region runs from base 184 to 825 and encodes 213 amino acids.